Cynoglossus semilaevis (tongue sole) is the source of this 1120-nucleotide messenger RNA. Its product is annotated as SH3 domain-containing kinase-binding protein 1. Lineage: Eukaryota; Metazoa; Chordata; Actinopteri; Pleuronectiformes; Cynoglossidae. The record is from RefSeq and is a predicted model, not a curated record. Bases 501 to 956 code for a protein of 151 amino acids. The transcript has 7 exons.
UAUUUUGACCCAAACAUUUGCCUAAGUCCAGUUAGAUGAUGGAAGACCAUCAUUGUUCUAUGACGUCAGGAGCUCCAGUGCAUUUAUCCUUUUUGGAAAUUCUAGAUAAAAGAGAUAGAAAUUGUAGUUCGUUUUAUAUAUGAACCUUUGAACUACACACAGACAGAUUGGGCAUCGAACCAACAUUAUGAUUGCAAACAUGCUAAGCACCUCUGAUAACCAUAAGGUGAACAGAAGCCUGGUCUAAAAGGUUAAACCUCUACACCUCCUCCUGCACUCAUCGCCGCCCCACUGUGGUAUUUGUGAGCGCAGCAGAGCUGCACUCUGUCCUGGGCUAAACUUAGACCCGAGAAUGACCACAGCACGCCCUGCUCGCCCCACCGGGUCACAAUGGAAGGUGUUGAGUUUCCUGGGACACUGCUGUGUGUCACUGACAACACUGGCUAGAACAAGAUGUAGAUUUCAGGUCUGCCGGUCUUUCCGUCUGUCUCUCCGUCUUCAUGGGCAACUAUAGCUCGGCCCUCGUUCCCGACACAGAGGAGUUUGAGUCAAUUGUGACGGAGGCGCUGACUCAGCAGAAGUUACGGUCAGAGCUGCAGACUCUGGUGACACUCGUGAUGGAGGAGAGAAAGGAAACCCAGGGAGGAGAGCUGGAGUCGUCAAGAUUUACAGAGAACUGUCAUGACGUGGCACAGAAUGGGCCGGCUCCUCCAACGCUGGGCCCGGGACUCAAACCUCAUCCUAAGGCUCAGCGGAAACAUGCAGCACCAAAUCUGGAGGAGCUGCAGACAGAGCUGACAGAACUGAGGAGCCAGUUUCAACAGAUGAAGACUCAGCACAACAAAGAGAUAAAGCUGCUGAUGAACGAGCUGGACGAGGAAAAGAAGAUCCGACUGACUCUGCAGAUGGAGAUCCAACGUUUGAAAAAACACAUGUCCAAAAGAAUGGAAUCCUGAGAGAAGAAAGGUGACGAAAGGUUAAAGUCCUACACUAGAAACAUAAAUCAUAAACUUGUUUUUAAUAAAAUAUCAAUCAACUUUGUCAACUUGCUAACUAGCCAGCAGGUUUGAACAUUUAAAUUAACUGACCACUCAUAUUAACAGUUAACACUGCAGGUUUU